GACCAUAAGACAGAACAAAGAGAAUUGGUUUAUGGCAGUAUAAACGAAACGACAAAAGCAAACUACUCUAAGACGAAACCUCGUCAAAGUUACAAGAGGCGAGGACCAUUCGCCGAUAUUUUUCUAUUCUGCUGUAAGGAAUUUCAAAAGGAUUUUAUUUUUCGUGGACAAAAUGCAAAGAGGCGUAUAGCACGAGAAGUUUGCAGGGAGAGGAAACUUUCUGAUUUUGUUUUUCCAAUUUUACCACAAUGGACUACAUUGGGUUUCAAAUUACUUUUAUGUAUUGACUUUUUAAAACUCAUAUGUUUUAAUGGUUUAUUUUUGCUACCUUUUUGCACACUUAAAUCGCUGUGAACAAGAGGCUCCAUGAAUAUUGUACAUUCACAGAUAUUGGAUUUUGACGGAUUGUGUCUCCCCGUCUCCUGCUUUUGUCAUUUAACGGAUGCCGUCGAUGGUAUUAACCGACCACGGCUCUGACUUUUGAAGUUUUGAAUAAUUCAUGGAAUAGAUUUCUCCUGCCUGAGGGACACUGAAGUAAUAUAAAAGAGGGAGGGGGUUAAUCAAGGAAACACAUUCUUAAGGGUUAACCGGGAUGGCCACGGCGGCUUCCAAUCCCUACCUACCCAGUAGCAGCAUUCUCUCGGCCGGCUCCAUCGUGCACUCGGACUCUGGAGGCGGUGGUAUGCAGCCGGGCAGCGCGGCCGUUACCUCGGUGUCCGGCGGGUACAGGGGCGACCCCACGGUAAAGAUGGUGCAGAGCGACUUCAUGCAGGGAGCCAUGGUGGCGAGCAACGGGAGCCACAUGCUAAGCCAUGCCCACCAGUGGGUGACAUCCCUGCCCCACGCCGCAGCCGCGGCGGCUGCAGCCGCGGUCGCGGCGGCGGAAGCGGGCUCGCCCUGGUCGUCCAGUCCCGUCGGAAUGACAGGAAGUCCCCAGCAGCAGGACGUCAAAAGCAAUUCGGUCAGGGACGAUCUACACACGGGUACUGCGCUGCACCACCGGUCACCGCAUCUGGGGUCUCACCAGACUCACCCGGGGUCUUGGGGCGGCGCAUCGGCGGCGCACAUGUCUUCUAUAGCCGGGCAGCAGCAGCAACAGUCGCUAAUUUACUCGCAGCCGGGCGGGUUCACGGUCAACGGGAUGCUGAGUCCCCCCGGGAAUCAGAGCUUGGUGCACCCGAGUUUGGUGCGCGGGGACACGCCGGAACUCGACCACGGGAGCCAUCACCAGCACCACCAUCACCAGCAUCAGCACCACCAGCCGCCGCACCACGGCGGAGUCGGCGGCCACGACCCGCACUCCGACGAGGACACCCCGACUUCCGACGACCUGGAGCAGUUCGCCAAACAGUUUAAACAGCGACGGAUCAAGCUGGGUUUCACGCAGGCGGACGUCGGCCUGGCUUUGGGGACCCUGUACGGAAACGUAUUUUCUCAGACCACGAUCUGCAGAUUCGAAGCGCUUCAGCUGAGCUUCAAAAACAUGUGCAAGCUGAAGCCCUUGUUAAACAAAUGGCUGGAGGAGGCUGAUUCGUCAACCGGGAGUCCCACGAGCAUCGACAAGAUAGCAGCGCAAGGCAGGAAACGAAAGAAGCGGACCUCCAUCGAAGUGAGCGUAAAGGGGGCUUUGGAAAGCCAUUUCUUGAAAUGCCCCAAGCCCGCGGCCCUGGAGAUCUCGAGUUUAGCGGACAGUUUGCAGCUGGAGAAAGAAGUGGUCCGGGUCUGGUUUUGCAACCGGAGGCAGAAAGAGAAAAGAAUGACGCCCCCCGGGCUGCCGCAGACGCCGGAGGACGUGUACUCUCAGGUCGGCAAUGUGAGUGCAGACACGCCGCCCCCCGCCAUGGAGUGCAAACGAAUGUUCAGUGGUAGAUUACAUAAAAGAUGCAAGUUUAACUGGGCCCAGCGAACCAAGCGACCAGAGGGUGACGUCGACAAGUUCGUUCCAUCAGGUAAUUUUGGCGCACUAAACAGCAUCCACACGAAAACAAAAGCAAGUGUACAAUAUCAGUGCCCUUAUAUCUCUCCCCCCCGUGCUGAAUAUUCCUUAAAAAAUUGUGUCACGAUAAAAGGAAGCGGCAUUUUCUCAAUUAACAAAGAGGGACUACCCAAAGAAAACAAAGGAACAACUAGAAGAGGAGAAGAAUAAGUGAAGCUUUGAACGUGUUUUACGAGGAUUGCAUGGCUCGAUAUUUUUCAAGAAACGGAAUUGAGGUUUUUUCCCCCCCUUGCGCCCUCCCCGCAAGCCUUCGCCGGACUAGUUUGCCCAUCUGUGCCCUUCUCCCCUCGACCCUGUCCCCGUCACCAGAGUAUAGAUCUCAAAGAUCGUUAUUUUUUCUAUUUUGUGGACAAAAACCCCCCCUUUCAGUGGAUUUUUUAAAGGAAAAAGAAAACUUGCAUUUAAACGACUAAAGCUGCACUUACCUGAGAC
This is a messenger RNA of Conger conger (European conger), 2428 nucleotides long. RefSeq names its product POU domain, class 3, transcription factor 3-B-like. The transcript is spliced from 2 exons. Bases 593 to 2146 code for a protein of 517 amino acids. Gene Ontology annotation, biological process: regulation of transcription by RNA polymerase II; brain development. Gene Ontology annotation, molecular function: RNA polymerase II cis-regulatory region sequence-specific DNA binding; DNA-binding transcription factor activity, RNA polymerase II-specific. The record is from RefSeq and is a predicted model, not a curated record. Gene Ontology annotation, cellular component: nucleus. Lineage: Eukaryota; Metazoa; Chordata; Actinopteri; Anguilliformes; Congridae.